Molecule: messenger RNA, 3388 nt
Organism: Struthio camelus australis
Lineage: Eukaryota; Metazoa; Chordata; Aves; Struthioniformes; Struthionidae
Source: RefSeq, a predicted model, not a curated record
GCCAAGUAGCGGAUGCUCAGCGCAGCCCUUGCGCGGCUGCUGAUGCUGCCAGGCUGCUCCGGCUCCCUUUCUGAAGCAGCUGCCCGUGCUUUGAGCGCGGCAAGCUCCUGGCAAUCCGUAGCCUCUCACGUGCUCUCGUUCUUCCUUUCUGCAGCUCCAUGUACUACGAUGAAGACGGGGAUCUUGCCCACGAGUUCUACGAGGAGACAAUCGUUACCAAGAACGGGAGGAAGCGUGCCAAGCUGAAGAGGAUCCACAAGAACCUGAUACCUCAGGGCAUAGUGAAACUGGAGCACCCUCGUAUUCAUGUGGAUUUCCCUGUGAUCAUCUGCGAGGUGUGAUUCGUGAGGGGGACGCAAGCCGUUGCUGCCUGCAGGCGAAACGUCCUGCCCGACUGCCCUGAGUGUCACCACGCGAGGCUUCGUCACCUUCCUGUAGAACGAGGACUUUGAGCACGGACACGUGACCGUGGACUUUGACUCUCCCCUUGCCCGGAGAUGCAGCGGUACGAAACAGACUUGGCUUGGUUGCGUUUGGCUAGCGCCCUUCGCAGGAGAUGGGUGACCUUGUACAACAAUUGCUUAAAAAUAUCCUCGCUUGAGUCGGAAGACUAAAAUACCUUUUGUAGCCUCUAGCCAACGUUUGGAUGGGUAACUGGAACUGCGGAUGAUCUGCUGUGUUUGAGCUGUUAAAGGGAGAGCGAGCCUGCACUUCUCACCAGACAAAAUCCCCUGCUUCUCAGGUAUGCAGCCCAGGGAGAGCCAGGGCCAGCUAACGCGCUGCCUAGGGGCCCGGAGAUCCCUUGGCCUCUGUGGUUAAAUGGCCAGUGUUGCAGUGUGUCAUUUGACAAGGGCAUUAAGCAAGGCUCCCCCAGGUGGGUCUGUCGAUGGAGGAUGAACGGGGCAGGCUCAGGGGGAGCUGGUUUCAAAGCACAUCCAGUUGGGUGCUGUGCUUCUGUCGGGAAGGGGACCGAGACCAGAUAUCGCUGUCGUAGAGCUCAGUCUCUUCCCGGUGCGCGCUCCCCGUUUACGCUGCCCGCUGGCUCUGCGGAGGUUGGCGUCGCUGCUGCCAGUAGUCCCUGCUGGAACGCCUUUUGCCCGCUGCUUGCGUUGCAGCCGCCUCUCCAGAGCAGACACGGAGAUCUCUGCAGUUCACGGCUGGCAGCAGCGAGGUUCCCAGCUCUCCUGACAGCCUGCUGGCCCACGUGAAGGCGGCUUAGCCAUCUGGAUUCCCUGAGCAGGACUUGCCUCCCCCUGUUAGCGCCUGUCUGCGUUAGGCUCCUGCUGAGUGCUGUCCCUCGCUCACUGGAGCCUGCAGUGCUGGGCCGCUGGGCAAGGCAUCUCACGUGCUUAGGGAAGUUGGCUCCACGUAGUGUCCUCGUGCUCCACUCCGUUGUUGACAGUACUUCCCAGUGGGGUUGGCCUUGACAGAGCCAAGCAGGAAAGAAAUCAUCUCCUCCCUCCCCAUCCCUCUAAAACAAUCGAUCAGUUGGCCUGCCCUGGCUUGGAAAUCUCCCUGGCGAUAUGAACUAGAGUUCCUCCGUUGCCCCGCAUCUCGGCUGGGGGCAGGAGGAGAAAUGCAAUGCACUUUAAAGGGAGGCUUUCUGCUCGGUUUUGGAAGGUUCUGCGCUCUCCUCCUCUUUCCUCCCGCUUAAGCAAGUCGGGGUUGCCUUGGCAGCACUGGAAAAACCCCGUUGCCUCUCACGCUUGGGUCCUGGUCCUAGGGCUCCAAGCCAGCUGCUGCAGGGCUGGGGAAGGCCUGACCCGUACUACCCCUCGCCAACACUAGGAGCCACUGCCUCCCUGCUCUGGCUUACCUUGAGAACGGGCCGCUCGCUUCACACGAGCAGGAGGACUGAUCUGUCAGCUGUGGGGCGCUGGGCAAAGCUUUAAACUGGUCAGAGCUUGCUCCUGCAGCAGCCAGCUUGGCGUUCCUCUUCUUUCGCUCCAGAACUUAUUUACUUUCUAAGCACUUCAGACGUUUGCUACCUCGAUUUUUAAUUUAAGCUGCUGGCACUGGGGUGCCAGCCGUAUCAGUGUCUACGUUGGAUGUAUCCAUCCCUGCGCCCACCAAGAGCUGCCUGGGCUCAGGGCCACAUUCCUAGGUUCUGGGAGACAACAGCGGCACGGCUGUUGCUGUCCUCCCGUCCUCCCCUUCCCUCUGUGCCCCCCACCCGCUGUUCCCAUUGACACGAGUAUGCACGAAGGGUGAAGCGGAUGUGCUGGCUCCCGCCUGGCAGGGAAACAGGCUCGCUGGGCAGGGCUCCAGCGGGGAGCUCUUCUACACUGUGAUGCUGGGCACUUCUUUUGGCAUCUUUUGUUCUUCUACUUGCCUGAAAAAGUCUGUCUUAAAACAAUCCCCCACUGAAGUGUUUCUUAUUCACACCACCUGCUCUUGAGUUUGGCUCAGACCAGGGCUCACAGAUCUCCUUGAAAACAGCGUCUCAGGCUCUGGAGGAGCGCAAGAGCUCGUGUGGUCCGUUCUCCCCGCGAAGAGGAGAGAAAGCUGUGACCGGACUGCUGAUGCCCUUCUUGCCCCCCUGCUUCCCGUGGGCGCAGCACGCACCCACGUCUUUGCGCUCUGUGGCAUCGCACCCACGUUUUGUACGGGGGAAGGCACAGUAGGGAAGGGGCUGGUGUGGCAUUGCCUGUCCGCCUGGACUUGGAGCCCCUCUGCUGACUACUGGCCAAAAAGGGAUGCAGAGGCAGGGCCCGAACCCUGCGUCGGCAGAGGGGUCUUGGCUAGACGGAGGCCUGCUGAGCGAGGAGCUAGGAGCAGCUCCCUCUCCUCCCUGACUGAUUUGGUUCUCCCUGGCAUGCUGUUGUGCCCGCUCCACCCCUUCCCCCAGGGGCGCUGAGCUUGCUUCCCUAAAAACAUGCCUUCUCCCACCCUCUUUUCACCGAAGAGGCAGCAAACCUCCGCAGGCUACCAACGACCUGUCUUGCCCUACUUCUUUCCAGGCUGGUCCACCCGUCGUCGGGGUCCGAGCUGUGCAGCCCCGUCCCAACCUCCUCUCCCCAGCCCCCUCCUCCUCUUUCCAGCCCUGCCAGGCAGGAGCAGGGACGAGGAGGUUCCUUGGGAGCUUCUGAAGGGAUCUUUAAAAUGUGAAGGUCACUGUAAAUAGUAUCUAUGUCCACUAUAUUGUUGGAGCAAGCAAAAAAAAAAAAAAGUUUCAUUUUUUUUUUUUUAACGACUUCUGUGCAACUUUGUGCUUUCCCGUGUGGAUGUGUAGCUGACCUGUGCUCACCAACACUAGGCUUGCUCCUCUAGCGUGUGGAUAGGAACCCUGGGUUUGAGAAACGUACACUAUUUAUGGUCCUUCCUCUGCCUCCGAGUGCAUCUGUCUACUUUUGUUAAAUUUCAAUAAAAUUAUUUGUAGAUCCCACAA